AAUUGAGAAUAAUGAGUUGACAGAGAAUACCACUUUGAUCAAACUGACUCCAUUUGAAUCUGACAGUUUUCGAUGUAAAAGUGUUUCUCGUAGCAACCAACAAUCCAGGGCUUCAACUGGACGCUGUUAUCCAGUCUACUUGUGUGAUUUGAGUGCCUCUAUUUGAUCUGAUCUGUUGGGCUGUGUUGGGAUGUCUUCUUCGUUUGGGGAGAGAUACAGCUACUUCAAACAAGUGUUGAGUCCCAUUUGGCUGUUCAAGUCUGAGAAGGAACUCCAGUUGGCCAAAGAGAUUGUCAACACACCGGGUGUUCCGAACGAGAGGGUGUCUGUGGCUGAUGUGAAGUGGGCCAGGACACUGUAUGCGUCUGCAUUCCACCCGGACACUGGACAGGUGAAUCCGUUGAUUGGCAGGAUGAGUUUCCAGAUACCUGGCAACACCAUAGUCACAGCACUCAUGCUCACCUUCUACCGCUCUCCCCUGCAACAGGUGUCCAUGCAGUUCAUCAACCAGUCCUUCAUGGCAUUCUGCAACUACACCAACAGAAACGCCCAAGCCCCACUCUCCAAUCAACAGGUGUUGUUGGGCUACUUGAGUGCCACGGGCACUGCAGUGGGAGUUUCCUUCCAGCUGAGCAGAGUGGCAGCCAAGGCCACCAACCCCCUCAUGGCCAAACUGGUUCCCUUCGUGGCGGUGUGUGCUGGCAACAUGGUCAAUGUGCCUCUGAUGCGCCAGCAGGACUUCCUGGAGGGCAUCCCAGUCAAUGACUCGCCCCUGGAGCAGGGGGGUGGCAGCAACAGACUGGGCCAGUCAAGACAGCUGGGGGUUAUGUGUCUGGCCCAAGUGGUGGCCACUCGCAUCUCUGCAGCCAUACCCAUCAUGGUCCUCCCCCCUCUAGUCAUGAACUAUCUCAAUAAGUCUGCAGAGAGGAGAAACAUACAGGUGCACAAGAAGUCGUUCGGCCGACCACUUUGGGUCCUGUUUGAGGCGUCUCUGAUUGGAGUGUGCACGUACAUGGUACUGCCUCUGGCUGUAGCCCUAUUCCCCCAACACAGUUCAAUCUCAAUAGACAAGUUGGAGAGGCCACUUCACAGACAGAUAAAAGAGACACAUCCUAAUGUGCAAGUGGUCUACUACAACAAGGGACUCUGAUUAUCAUUAUCUUUGUUCACUUCCUUUUCUGUUAUACUCCCCGAAUUUGAGGUUUUAGUUGCUUCCCAAACUGUUGUAUCAAAGUGCUUGCGUGAGUCUGAUUAUUUCUUGGCUGUUUAAAACUAAAGGAAAGUUUGAAUUUUGGCUUUAAUAAAUCAAAAACACCUUUCAUGAUUAUGAUUUUGUGUCAAUAAAAGUAUGGGUGGUCAUGGAGACUGGUUGGUUGAAUGUGUACUGAAUGAUAAUUAUUUGUACAUUUUGUUACUGUUGAUAUUAGGGAAAUUGGAAUAAAAUAUGGAGAUGAUAACUUUGGUGAGAGUGGUACCAUGAUAAUUUGAGCAAGAAAACCUUUAAAACAAGAGCCGAAAGAUGGAAGUAGUUG
Molecule: messenger RNA, 1532 nt
Organism: Symsagittifera roscoffensis
Lineage: Eukaryota; Metazoa; Xenacoelomorpha; Acoela; Convolutidae
Product: sideroflexin-3-like
Exons: 6
Coding region: 191-1150 (319 amino acids)
Biological process (GO): serine import into mitochondrion; monoatomic ion transport
Cellular component (GO): mitochondrial inner membrane
Molecular function (GO): monoatomic ion transmembrane transporter activity
Source: RefSeq, a predicted model, not a curated record